AUUGAACUACCCAGCUAUGCCGGCUAGGAGCAGUGGGAAGAGGGUCACGGUCUUUGCGGCACAAGUGAACAGACCCGGUUUCUAAAGUCGAAAGUAAGUUUGGACAAGCAGAAAUCCAUUGUGCCUUUUUGUUGGAGGCUCAGUGUAUGUUUGAUUUCAACUGGUUGUUGGCUUGAUUGCCACAUGCCAAACUUUGCAUUGCCUCAACGAAGGAAGACACGAAGACGAGCAGCAAUAAAUCAUUAUUCCCACAGUGGACAAGAGGGAGAGACAUGCUCAAUGUGAGUUCACCAAACCGACCUUUAAACCCAGUCACGUCUUUGCAAGUUUCAAUUGCCCAUCUGAGUGAUUGAUAGGCCAAGCUGUACUCACUGCUAGGCUUCAGGAGUGAUUCCUUCAGGAGUGAGACUGAAGUCCCUCCAGGAGUGCAAGGGGAAAUGGACGAGCUGAUGCCGUCCCAAAUGGACUUGAAGCCAAUUGGGUGAGCACGGUGAGCUGUGUUCGGCCCUACGAACUUGAAGGACAACUGCACGCAGCCGGUGUCCGCAGCCUUUAAACCAAUAGCAGCCCGCCCGUGCCACGAGACACGUGAGGCCGCGCUACGGCCACAGCCCGCUCCUCUUGGUGCAGGUGAGGCAGCAAUGGCCGGCUAUGGUCCCACCAUCAUUCCCAGGAUGGACGAUUGUCCGAUCACCUCCGCCUCCGACAGCGUGAGUGUGAGCCAGUUUCCAACGUUGACGAGGUACAUCAUGGGAAAAACUGGCGACAAGGAGCUGGCGAUUCUGCUGAUGGCGCUUCAGCUAGCGUGCAAGGCGACCUCCAGGGCCUGCAACAAGGCGGGGAUUGCGAUGCUCUUUGGCUUGGCGGGAGAAGUGAACUCCACAGGCGACGACCAGAAAAAGUUGGAUGUGCUCUCCAACGAGAUCUUCAUCGAUGCUUUGACCAACUGCGGCGCUUGUGCUGUUCUGGUCUCUGAGGAGAACGAGGAUCCGAUCUUCGUCCCGGAGGACAAGGCGGGUCGCUUUGUGGUGGCCUUUGACCCCUUGGAUGGGAGCAGCAACAUCGACUGCAAUGUCAGCACAGGCACCAUCUUUGCCGUCUACGAGAAGAAGUCGGAGAAGAACGCCACGGUCAGCGACAUCUUGCGCACUGGAAAUGACAUCCUGGUUGCAGGCUACUGCAUGUACGGAGCGGCGACCGAGCUAGUCAUCUCCUUCAAAGGCCAUGGUGUGCAUCGAUUCACCCUGGACCCAUCUUUGGGCGAGUUCGUGCACAUCCAGGCACAUGUGCAGCUCCCAGAGGGAGGUGGAAAGAAGAUCUAUAGCUGCAAUGAAGGCAAUAGCCGGAAUUGGGACGCAGCGAUCAAGGGCAUCAUCGGCAAGUGGAAGGACAGCGACAAGCCCUACGCUGCGCGAUACGUGGGAUCGAUGGUGUCCGACGUACACCGGACCAUCCUCUAUGGCGGAGUCUACUUGUACCCAGCAGAUGCCAAGUCUAAGCAUGGCAAGCUUCGGGUUCUCUACGAGGGCUUCCCGAUGGCCUUCAUCAUGGAGCAAGCAGGUGGUGCAGCUUCCUGUGGCAUGUUCAAAGGCAAGAUUCAAAGGCUGCUGGACAUCGUCCCUGAGACGAUCCAUGAGAAGUGUCCCGUGGUGAUCGGCUGCAAGAGAGACGUUGAGGCUGUGCUCGAGGAAUACAAGAUCCAGGGUCUUUGCUAGCCUUGAGCAACUCAGCUGAUUGAGGUGAACACUGUGGCCCUUUUGCCACCAACGUCUCACAGGACACCAGGUUUAACUGUUUCUCUCGACGGAUUUUCCAAGCCAGCUUGUCGAGGAACAAAAA
Messenger RNA from Durusdinium trenchii, 1839 nucleotides. Lineage: Eukaryota; Dinophyceae; Suessiales; Symbiodiniaceae. The record is from the annotation of a GenBank genome assembly.